Molecule: messenger RNA, 686 nt
Organism: Plasmodium coatneyi
Lineage: Eukaryota; Apicomplexa; Aconoidasida; Haemosporida; Plasmodiidae
Product: Ubiquitin-conjugating enzyme E2
Exons: 4
Coding region: 218-676 (152 amino acids)
Source: RefSeq, a predicted model, not a curated record
AGCAACAAUAACAGUGAGGUAACAAUAGCGCAUGUCCCCUUUUAACAUAAUUAAAUGGUUUACAUAUCUUGUUUGUAAAGGAAACAUUUCAUCAUCUGCUAUUUGGUUAGUAAGCAAUUUUCACACUUUUUGCCAGUUUCAUUCCAUUUGUUUUUCCCCCUUCAUUUUUUUUUUUUUUUUUUUUUUGCACACUUAAAUAUUAUAAAACCUGUAGAAUAUGUCAAUACCUAGAAGAAUAACGAAAGAAACACAGAACUUAGCAAAUGAACCACCACCUGGUAUAGUUGCAGCUCCCGUGCCAGAGAACUACAGACACUUUGAUAUUUUAAUAAACGGACCCGAUGGAACGCCAUACGAAGGUGGAACUUACAAGUUAGAACUCUUUUUGCCCGAGCAAUACCCGAUGGAGCCCCCCAAAGUGCGGUUCUUGACAAAAAUAUACCACCCAAAUAUCGAUAAAUUGGGUCGAAUAUGUCUCGACAUACUAAAAGAUAAGUGGAGCCCGGCACUGCAAAUACGAACAGUACUGCUGAGUAUCCAGGCUCUGUUGUCGUCGCCCGAGCCCGAUGAUCCGUUAGACUCAAAGGUAGCUGAUCAUUUUAAACAGGACAAAAGUGACGCAGAAAAUGUGGCAAGAGAGUGGAACAAAAUGUACGCAAACCACACUUCUUUGUAACUACGGAGAA